Messenger RNA from Colletotrichum higginsianum IMI 349063, 855 nucleotides. Its product is annotated as SnoaL-like polyketide cyclase. The transcript has a single exon. NCBI's taxonomy places the organism in Eukaryota, Fungi, Ascomycota, Sordariomycetes, Glomerellales, Glomerellaceae. Bases 1 to 855 code for a protein of 284 amino acids. The record is from RefSeq and is a predicted model, not a curated record.
AUGGACUACGAGAAGGGCAAGUCGUUUGGAGCCUCGAGCUACCCUCCCUCUUACAUGAGCGACCACCAAGAGGCGCCGGCAUAUCACACCCCUAGAUUCAACUACGCGGCGACGGACUCUAGUACGCUGGUCCCCGCAACCGCCAGGUUUCCUCCGACGUUCAGCUGCUACGGGCAGUGGAAAUGGAAGGAACUGUACACCCUCGGCCCGUCCUCGGACGAGAAGUUGUUCGCCGUCUCCUUCGACACCAAGCUCUUCUCCAAGAAGCAGUCGCUCUUCCUCCACGGCGGCUCGAGCGACAAAGCGCCGAUCGUCGCCACGACGAGCAGGAAGUCUCACGGGUGGCAUGACCGGGCCACCAUCACCCUCCACAGAGACAACGGAGACGACCAGGAGAUCCAGUUCGAGAGGCCGGAGAACGCGAGCUGGACGAAGAGCGAAGUGCGCGCCUUCCGCAUCGAGGUGCGCAAGGGGGUCGUGGAGGAGUUCCAGUGGAGGACGUCGCACGGGGACGAGAUCAAGGAGCUCGCCGGCCACUCGUACGGGUGGAAGCUGGUGCACAUGGGUCGACCGCAGCACGGCGGCGGCGGCGGCGGCGGCGGCGGGGGGCAGUCCUUCGGCUACACGAGCGACGGCCACGAGGUCGUCGCCGUGCUGGCCCACAACAUGUCGUGGAGCAUGACCAAAGGGUACAACUUUGGCUUUCUGGGCACCGGUUUGACGGGGAUUUGGGGCGCCGAGUGGGAGACGGCGGCCGUCAUUUCCGGCUUUUGGCUGUGGCAUCUUUCGCUCACCAACGCCGGCGCCAACUCUUCUGCUGCGGCCGGCGCAUCGGCUGCGGUGGCCGCAUGCUAA